AUGCACAAGAAGAUCAAGAAAAAUGAGGAGGAUGAGAAGGUGAAAACAGAGUCAGGUGGCAAGAAAGAGAGUGAUGAGGAAAAUGAAAAGUUUGUCCCCGUCGUCGUCGACCGAACUACUAUACAACGUUGCCGUGAUAAAAAAUGCUCCAAACUGCACCUCAUUCUCUCUCUCCUCCUCUGCAGACCAUGGCGGCGCAACAAAGGAUCAACUCGCCCCAACCUCGACUCUUCCGAAAAUUUGUUCAACAGUUCCUCCAUAGGAUCAACUCGCCCCAACCUCGACUCUCCUGAAAAAUUGUUCAACACUACACAACAAGACUUUGUCUCGGUAGUCAACCGAACCCUACAAGGACACAGUGAUCAAAACCUCUCCACAAACAAACUCCAUCUCCCCUUAUCGAGUCCCGACUCACAACCGCCCCGACUUACGACCGGUAAUCUCCCUUCUUGA
Striga asiatica is the source of this 453-nucleotide messenger RNA. The record is from the annotation of a GenBank genome assembly. NCBI's taxonomy places the organism in Eukaryota, Viridiplantae, Streptophyta, Magnoliopsida, Lamiales, Orobanchaceae.